Molecule: messenger RNA, 2681 nt
Organism: Synchiropus splendidus (mandarinfish)
Lineage: Eukaryota; Metazoa; Chordata; Actinopteri; Syngnathiformes; Callionymidae
Product: gamma-aminobutyric acid type B receptor subunit 2-like
Exons: 18
Coding region: 67-2562 (831 amino acids)
Biological process (GO): gamma-aminobutyric acid signaling pathway; G protein-coupled receptor signaling pathway
Cellular component (GO): membrane; G protein-coupled receptor heterodimeric complex
Molecular function (GO): G protein-coupled GABA receptor activity
Source: RefSeq, a predicted model, not a curated record
GAUCCACUCGGACUCUAACAGGAUUAAGUUUCUCUGCAGGGCAGGAAGAGUGGACUCGCUCCCGCCAUGGAGCCGUGCGGCGUGUUCUGUGUCUCGCUGCUGCUGUUGGUUCUGGUGGGUCCUGGGGCGGCCCAGUCCAAACAUCCUCUGCCUGUCCUGUGGAUGGUGGACCAGAACUCUAGUGUGGACCUGGCUGUGCGACUCGCUCUGCGGGACCUGGCGGAACAACCGGCGCCGCUCGGGAACUAUGCGAUCCAACUGCAUGUGGUGGAGUCGAAGUGUGAAUUGUCUGCUGUGCUGAAGUCUUUGUUUGAUACCAUGUGGGCGGGGCCUAAAUACCUGCUGGUGUUGGGUGGUGCGUGUCCGUCCGUGAUGCCGACAGUCGCGCGCGCUCUGCCGCCUCUUCACCUGCUGCAGCUCGCCUUCAGGCCGGCCGCCUCCUACAGGAAUCUGUUCAGCAUUGCACCUUCGCCUCGAGCUGUCACUCAAGCCGCGGCCGAGCUGCUGCUUCACCACAACUGGACCAGAGUCGGCCUCGUGAGUGAGCACGGACUGGCCGAGAUGAGGAGGGACCUGAUUGGGCGGCUGGUGGAGGUCAAAGUUCAAGUCAUUGCCAUAGAGCUCCUCUGGUUUGACACCUGCAGCAGCCUGAGGAAGAUGAAGGGCGCAGGUGUGCGAAUCUUCAUCGGAUUGUUGGACCAAGAUUCUGUCUCCGAGGUUUUCUGCUGCGCCUACAGGCUCAAUCUGUUUGGGCCUCGGUACCAGUGGAUUGUGGCCGGACCUGUAGGUGAACCGGGGGCUGGGCGGCGUUGGAGGCCUCAAGGUUUCAGCUGUGGGUCGGACAGUAUCCAGACGGCAGCAGAGGGAUCCAUCAGACUCCAGGUCCAAUUCACUGGCGACCCGAACACACCGAGCGUCUCUGGACGGACUCCUCAGAGCUUCUUUGCUGCAUUUGCCCGGACGAACCAGGACUGGGCAGAGGUCAGUUCACUCCAUGGCUACGCCUACGACGGCGUGUGGGUGGCAGCCAAAGCACUGAGUCAGGUGAUGGAGGCGGUGAAGCAGCGAGAGAGGCUGAGCAGGAAGGUGAGCGAGGAUGUUGAGGAGAAGCUGCUGCUGGAGGCCGUGAGGCAGACGCAGUUCCAGGGUGUGACGGGUCCAGUGUCCUUCAGGCAUGGCCAGAGGAUGACGACCAUCCAGCUGCUCCAGUCCCAAGGCAACAGUGAAGUGACGGUGGGAUGGUUUCGCACCGAUGACCAGCAGCUGCGACUCCUCACUCACAGACUCAGGUUCAAAGGUUCUGGACCUGCCAGGGGCCAGACUCUGGUUCGACAGGAGAGACGAGGCGUCAGUUUGCUCCUCUACCUUGUCAUGUCGUCAGUCGCUGCUGCCACCGUCUUCCUCACCCUGGUCGUCCUCCUACUUGUCACGGUCAAGCACAGUCUCUGGCUCAGCAGGUGGAGGUCUGGCUGUCAGGACCGGCUGCUGCUGCUCGGCCUGCUGCUCUCCUCCUGCUCAGUCCUGGUUUCUGGGCUGGACCAUGUCCAGUUUCCAGACCGGACCGCAGCCAUUCUGUGUUCUGUCCACCAGUGGAUUCUGUCCCUGGGUCACACACUAAGUGUCUCUGUGCUGCUGAGCAGAAGCUGGAGGUUUUCUUCUCAGGCAGGUGUCACGCAGCAGCAACAGAACCUUCUGGUCCUUUUCCUGUUCCUGCUGGACGUGUUUGUCUUGGCCUCCUGGCAAGUCCUGGACCCCCUCAGGCGGGUGGAGACGCAGCAUGCUGCCGAGGACGACCCUGUGGAGCCUGACGUUCUGCUGCACCCAGUGUCAGACCUGUGCAGCUGCAGCAACCUUCACCUGUGGACCUCUUCAGUCUAUGUCAGCCGAGGCCCACUGCUGGGUCUGAGUUGCUUCCUGGCCUGGAACACCCGGAGCUCGCGGACGGAGCAGACAGCACCGGAGCGGACUCAUCUGCGUCUGUGCGUGUUCUCUGUGGCGUUGUUCGCUGCGACUGGAGCGUCGACGUCGCUGCUCCCCACCCACAGCCCUUCUGUCCACUUCUGCCUCACCAGCAGUCUGGUCCUUUGCUGCAACAUCACCGUCCUCGCUUUCAUGUUCGGAGCCAAGCUGGUGGCGCUGUGCUCGAGUGACUGGGAGCCGCAGAGUGAAAAUGAUGACACGGACGAUCAGCUGAACAUCUUCAACUGGCAGCUGAAGAGUCGAGUCGCUACGCUGGACCUUGAAAUCCGAAGCAUCAUGAUGCAGCUGAGCGAAGAGGAACCAGGAGGCGGAGUCCAGGGUGGGACUCUCUCUCGUCCUCUCUCUCACCUCUCUCACUUGUUGACCUUCGUGUGCUGCAGCCCUCAGGUGUGUCACUCACGCCGCUCAGAUCUACGCUCCGAACACGGGUCCCGGGAACAUCAACUCCCCCGAACACGUGCGCCGCCGUCUCUCCGUCCAGCUGCCCAUCCUGCACCACUCCUACCUGCCGGCGGUUGGGGGGGUCAGCGCCAGCAGCUCCAGCCAGUUCGGCAGCAGGGAGGCCAUCGUCUACGUCUAUGACCACUUCCUGUUCACCUGACCGGUUCCCUGAGGCAACCACAACUUCCUGUUUACAAAGACAUGAGCCUUGGACCGCGACGCUUCGUCCUCUGGAGGUGCUCUUUUGUACUUGUUGUCAC